GUUCCAUGAAGAACGGAACACUGAGUUUCUGUCCACCACAGGUGCUCCAGUGUGACCAGACGCUCAGUGACAUACAACAAAAUCUUACUAGUCCAGCUGAUUUAGAGAUGCUGGCGAGCAGCACUCAAAUUCUGACCUCCAACCCCGAAGAGCUAACGGCAGAAAAUGUUACAACUGCAGCUCAGAUUGCCAACACACUGCUGCUGUCUCCAAACGCCACAGAGACUGUCAGGGUGGCAGCAGUAGCUACAGUCAGCCAGCUGCUGAAUGCCAGCAUGCCGGACGAUAGCCAGGAAAACAACGCUACUCUGGGCCUUACGGUGACCCUGGACCAGCUCUCUGUGAACCUCAGCCAAAGUCUCAACACGUCUCAGAGUCAAGUAGUCCAACCAAACCUGGUGGUCCAGUCGGCACAAAUCCCUGCUGCAGACACUCAGGGAGUCCAGUUCACCUCUCUCUCAGGAACGUCUGGCAGUUUUGUUGCUGACCGAAUUCAGCUGAACACCAACGUGUCAACAGUUGUGGUGGAAAACGGGUUCGUAGCCGACGCCCUCAUAUACAUAAGAUUCACACCAGAGGCUGUCAGUGGCCGUCAGAAGCCAUCAAACGUCUCGCUGGGUUUCGUCCUCUACCAGAACGACCGUUUCUUCAGGUCGAGGCGGUAUAGAAGGGGACGGGCCACCAUCAGGGUCCUGUCGGCCAGCGUUAGAGGUCAGGAGCGCAGCGUGGUGCCGCAACACGUGGAGAUGCUGUUCAGACCAACGAUGAUGAAUGGGACGUCUCUGUACGACUUCGCCUGUGUCUUCUGGGACUACAGUCUGCAGGACUGGAGCACUGACGGCUGCUCUAAAGGGAACGCUUCAGACGGAGUCCUGAGAUGUUUCUGCAACCACACCACCAACUUCGCUGCUCUCUGGUCCUUCAGAGAGAAAUAUCAAUAUGCAGAAGCACUGGAUAUGAUUUCUAUCGUUGGGCUUUCUUUUUCCAUUCUGGGUUUGGUUGUAACGAUCAUUCACCACAUUAAAGUGAAGUAAGGCGUUAUACUAUAUUACAUCAAAAUGUUCCAUUGUAUUUUGUUUACUUUCUCACCGUCUACUCUUUCACAGUCAGUUCUUUAAGUUAGCAAUUAGGUUGGCAUUUCUUUAAGCAUUUCACUUUCAGCCUUUUGGUUAGCUUUCCUCAGUGCCCCUUAUUCAGAGUCACUCUCUGGUGGAAAGUAACAAGUACAGUACUUUCUACUGCUACUCUACGACAUUUUUACUACCUUUAUUUUAUUUCAGAACAGGGAGACGCAACACAUGAGACACAAUUAGCUUAAGAAUCGCAGUUUUUCUCAGUCCGAACACACAUCAAUUCAAUCAGUGUGACUUCCACUUCCCGAGGACAUCUGUAUCUCUGAUGUUCAUCCAGUAUAAACCUGAAGAAAUCUGUUUGGAAAGCAGAGGAAAAAGACACUUCUCAUGGCUCCAGAACUGGGAAUCAUCAGGCUUUUAAGUUUUCUACAGUACCUUAUUCUCAAAAUAUAACAACUGUGUCUCAAAUCUUCUCUCUUUAGCUUUCAGA
Messenger RNA from Micropterus salmoides (largemouth bass), 1563 nucleotides. Its product is annotated as adhesion G-protein coupled receptor G7-like. The coding region runs from base 6 to 1034 and encodes 342 amino acids. The transcript is spliced from 8 exons. Lineage: Eukaryota; Metazoa; Chordata; Actinopteri; Centrarchiformes; Centrarchidae. The record is from RefSeq and is a predicted model, not a curated record.